AUGGUGACACUUGGUAACGCCGCUGGCCCCGCACGGCGGGUGCUCCGCAGGGGGCUCUGGGGGCUGAUGCUGCUCCUGUCUGUAGCCAUAUACGGCUCUCACGCUCCCCUCCUCACCCUCUGCAAGGUGGAUGGGACGAUCCCCUUCAGCUCCGCGUCCGUCGUGGUUCUUGUCGAGCUGACAAAACUGCUGCUCUCCCUCCUCUUCCUGCUGACCUGCAACCGGGACCUGCUGCGUGUGGCUGUGUCGUGGCGCCACAUCAUCCCCUUCGCCCUCUCUGCUCUGCUCUAUGCUGCCAACAACAACCUGGUGGUCCACAUGCAGCUCUUCAUGGAUCCCAGCACCUACCAGGUGCUGAGCAACCUGAAGAUCGUCAGCACUGCGCUCCUCUACAGCCUGUUCCUGCGGCAGAGGCUGGGAGCACGCCGCUGGCUGGCGCUGCUGCUGCUGCUGGCUGCGGGGCUGAGCUACAGCUGCGGCGGCCUGCGGGACCCCGGCAGCACCUCCGAGAUGCAGCUGCACGUCACGCUGCUGGGCUUGGUGCUGCUGGCAGUUUACUGCCUCAUAUCGGGCUUGUCCGCCGUCUACACGGAAGCCAUCCUGAAGAGCCAGGCGCUGCCGCUCAGCCUUCAGAACCUCUUCCUUUACUUCUUUGGGGUCCUGCUCAACUUGAUGGGCUACUUGUGGAGCAGCGCGGAGGGUGGGUUCUGGGAGGGCUUCUCCUCCUGGGUGCUGGUGAUUGUGCUCAGCCAGGCCUUGAACGGCUUGAUCAUGUCCGUGGUCAUGAAGCACAGCAGUAACAUCACCAGGCUCUUCGUCAUCUCCUGCUCCAUCCUGGUCAAUGCCCUCCUGUCCGUCACCCUCUUCAACCUGCAGCUCACCCUCCUCUUCUUCGUUGCCGUCUCAUGCAUCGGCCUCGCUGUUCACUUGUACUAUGGGGUGACGUAGCUGUUGACCCUGCCCUGCGUGCCCUGGGGUGAUCUCCAGCCGUUCUCAGGGGUGCUCUCAGCUCCUCAGCGGGCCUCUCCCAUCGGCCUUGCUGCGCUGCUGAUGGCAGGAGGUGUUACUGGUGGAUGGGUGCAAGAGCAGCACUGUGGGGGGAGGUCCCUGUUCUGGGGGGACACUGGGCCCCACUCCAGCCCUGCUGAGCUCUGCCACGGGGCUCCUGCACCCUUGGGUGCCCCCAGCCGCCCCAGUGGGUCCUGAAUGUUCUUGCAGUGUGUCACGUUUUGAGCUGCAUCCCCACCUUCUCCACACCAAAGAGCGCACCCGUUCCUUGUGCCUGUAAAUGCUGCGCUGUGGGCUCUGUGCGCGGGCAGCUCUGCUGCACGACCGCUGCCCGGCCAGCCUUGCUCUGACACCGUCUCCCCUCCCAUGGGUGGUGUGUCCCCAUGUCAGGGGGGCCAUGUCCACUCGACAUGCUCAGCUGAUCCCCAGCCCGUGGCCCCAGGGGAGCCCCAGUGCUGCAGGAGGUCACCCUGCUGGGCUGAGCCCCCCGAGGUGGGCAGAGGUUUGUCCCUCCGGGUCUGUGGAGGUACCAGCCACGUGCACAGGGCUGGGCUCUGCUCCCUGCAGAACUGCACAUGGGGGCAGGGGCGUCUCUCCCCCGUCUGCAGUUUUCCAGCCCCUGGCUGAAGGGCCCCUCUCCUCAGCCUCAUUCCCCUCAGUUGUGGUGUUGCUGCCCUGUGCAGAGCAGAUGGGGAGUGGGGGGUGUGGGAUCUGCUUUGCCUGCUCCCAAAAAGGGAGACAGGGCUUGGAUUUGUACCAAGGUGGUGGCUGGUGAGCUCCUGGCUCCACUGGCCCUGGCCGAGGGUAUUAAAGCUGCGGUUCAACAGUA
Messenger RNA from Columba livia (rock pigeon), 1837 nucleotides. It is a transcript of the gene SLC35A4, whose product is annotated as solute carrier family 35 member A4. Gene Ontology annotation, cellular component: Golgi membrane. Bases 1 to 948 code for a protein of 315 amino acids. The record is from RefSeq and is a predicted model, not a curated record. Gene Ontology annotation, molecular function: pyrimidine nucleotide-sugar transmembrane transporter activity. The transcript has a single exon. NCBI's taxonomy places the organism in Eukaryota, Metazoa, Chordata, Aves, Columbiformes, Columbidae. Gene Ontology annotation, biological process: pyrimidine nucleotide-sugar transmembrane transport.